Messenger RNA from Prunus persica (peach), 2034 nucleotides. RefSeq names its product AP-4 complex subunit epsilon-like. Lineage: Eukaryota; Viridiplantae; Streptophyta; Magnoliopsida; Rosales; Rosaceae. The record is from RefSeq and is a predicted model, not a curated record. The coding region runs from base 1425 to 1883 and encodes 152 amino acids. The transcript has 5 exons.
AGCUAUCAAAUUUAAAUUUGAUGUUUGGUAUUUGACGAGAUGUCACAAAUUUUAAUCUGAUAUAAUCACAUGGGCACUUGAAAAUACCAAACUACCCUUCAUAUAAAUAGAUACUUCUUGCCUAUCGAUUGCCCUCACUGUUCGCUCUCUCUCUCUCAAGCAGCUCUCUCUUCGCGCGCUCUCUCACAGUUAUCUCUUUCUCUCUCAGCGAUUUCUCUCUCCAUCGUCGCUCCACGACCACCACCACUCUGUUUCUCCCUCUCUCGCGAAACCCACCUCUGUGUCAAUUUCCCAAAAAAAAACUCAAACUUUAUCCCCUACCUAGGGUUAUCUCGUCUUACAAAUCCAACGCAGAAAAAAGCUCGAUGUGGAUCAGUUCAACUGUGGGAAUCAUUAACAAGAAGCUCGAUGUGGAUCUGUUCCAAAAUGUCCAUUGUUGCCGCAAUGGGCUAUCGGGUUCUUGUCUCGGAUCGUGGAAACGGGGCAUCUGGGGACUAGCCAUGACAGAGGACAAUGAAAGCAGGCCCCAAUUAAGCUUGAGUUUGAGAGUAUUUGGCUUUGCUGGGAUUGUUGAGGUUGUCAUUCUGCUUCCAAUAAUCUGCGGAGCCAGUUCUCCUUCAGUAUUUCAAAUGUCAAUGAUGGCUCAAAAUGGUAAUUGUCUGGCUCGGAAUGUCAUCUGUAGGUGCGGUUGAUUGAAACUUGCGGAAACAAAAUGAAGAUCUUCCAUCAUAUUGUAUUUUGGGAUCGUGAGUUCCAUGAUAGGUAGAAGGAAGUUUUUUAUUAGGGUAAUUUCUGGAAUUGAUAUCUUCUUUGGUUUUCAUUAUUUUUCCUUGAGAAUACUAAUGGGUUUUCCGUGUCUUCUAUUUGAUUUAGAUCACCCGUUUGUUUUGAUUGAAUCAGCCAACAUCUCUGGUUAUCUUUUUUAUCCAGAAUGCCUACCUGCUUUGUGUAAUUCGUGCUUCGUGAUUUUGACAAUUACUUUUUUAUCCCUUUUAGAUUGCUGUCGAUUGCCCAAGAACUGUGUCGGAUGUAUCCUUUUUUCAGCAAGCUCAAAUCCAGAAAUCCUUGGAGGGCAUCCUUUACACUAUACUUGUCCUUAUUUUUUGGGAUGUCUUAUGUGUUCAUGUCAGGAACAGAGAAAUAUUCAAACACACACAUUUCAAAGAAGGAAGAUAAAAUUUGAUGUUUAUCAAAACAGAUAGUCACAAGCGUGAGUAAUUUAAUUGUGUUUCAAUUCUGUUAAACGUGCAAUGUUGUCUCCCUGGGCUAGGUUCCUUCUAUAUGGACAUUAAGCUUAGAAGAUCUGGUGAUUUCGUGAUUGCGCACUCACAAAAUUUACGUGGAUAUACCCCACCUAUCUGCAGCAGCGUGCAUAUGAAUUGCAAGCUGUCAUUAGCUCAGUUGCUCCUGCAGUUGAUAGUAUUAUGCCGUCGGACCCAAGUUGUGAAGACAUUGAGAUUGAUAACAGCCUUUCAUUCCUCAAUGGCUAUGUCCAGCAAGCACUAGAGAAAGGUGAUGAGCCCUAUAUUCCCGAGAAUGAGCGCUCUGGAAUGUUAAAUAUCAACAACUUCAGUAACCAAGAUCAGCAUGAAGCUUUAACCCAUGGUCUUAGGUUUGAGGCUUAUGAGCUUCCAAAGCCAGCAGUGCCAUCAAGAAUUCCUCCAGCUGCAGUUGCAUCCUCAACCGAGCUUGUUCCAGUUCCUGAACCAUCUUAUGCUAGGGAUACCUGCCAGCCUGCAUCAUUGCCACCUGUGUCAGAUGCAGGAUCAUCAGAACUUAGGUUACGACUAGAUGGUGUUCAAAGAAAAUGGGGUAGGCCAACAUACUCCUCUCCAGCUUGUCGAUCUCAAAUUCCUCUAGUUCUAGUUCCCAGAAAUCAAUGAAUGGGGUCACACAUGUAGAUAGCGUGAGCACUUCAAAUUCAAAAGCACGUGAUACUUAUGAGUCAAGGAGGCCCCAGGUUGAAAUUUCUCCUGAAAAGCAGAAGCUUGCCAGUUCACUGUUUGGCGGUUCAUCAAAAACCCAAGGAGGCCA